Messenger RNA from Aspergillus pseudotamarii, 546 nucleotides. RefSeq lists its product as uncharacterized. The record is from RefSeq and is a predicted model, not a curated record. NCBI's taxonomy places the organism in Eukaryota, Fungi, Ascomycota, Eurotiomycetes, Eurotiales, Aspergillaceae. The transcript has 2 exons. Bases 1 to 546 code for a protein of 181 amino acids.
AUGCGUUGGUUCAGCGCCGCCUUUCAGAACUUGAGGGCCGCCGUUCAGAAGUAUCUGAGUUUCAUGGGUUCUCUUCCAUGCCCGGCGUUCGAAACUAUUGACAGUGAGGAGGAUCUCACUUCUUUACGACCUCUCUCCUCAUCUAGCACUGUUCAGUUACCAACACCACCUUUGAGUCAAGUAGUGGUCGCGGGCAAGCCCCUCAAAAACGCCAUUGUCGGUACUUAUGAACCGCGGACGAAAAUAAUCGUCUUAGACGGAUCUCACCUACCUAUCCCGUUUAAGGCUGAGGUUCCUCUUCAGUCCUGCAAACUUAAACGUUUCGAGUCUGAGCCUACCCUAUCAAGCAAUGGACAUAUCGAUGUUUCCUUUACCUAUGUGAAUAUCAAAGCUUGGACCGCUGUUGUUUCUGUUCCGUAUCGAGAUGUUAAAGUUCAGCUGGCUCGAUCCGCGUUCCCAGCGUAUCAGCAGGAUUAUGAUUAUCCAGCUCCUCCCAACCCUGUCAGGCUUAUGCAGCUCCGGCAGCACAACUUUGUUAAAUGCUGA